Messenger RNA from Parathielavia appendiculata, 1563 nucleotides. RefSeq lists its product as uncharacterized. The coding region runs from base 82 to 1563 and encodes 493 amino acids. Gene Ontology annotation, biological process: spliceosomal snRNP assembly. Lineage: Eukaryota; Fungi; Ascomycota; Sordariomycetes; Sordariales; Chaetomiaceae. The transcript has 2 exons. The record is from RefSeq and is a predicted model, not a curated record. Gene Ontology annotation, cellular component: nucleus; SMN complex.
UCACCCAAGGGCAGCUCCUGGUAUUCACCAUAAAUCUGAACUCUGUCAUGGUAUCCCACUGACCAUCCGUGCUUGCCAGCCAUGGGGUCAAAGCGAAGCCACGGUGCCGUUACGGCCGACGACAAUGAGCAGGCUUCGUACUCGUCCAGCAAGCGGCGACGCGAGCAGCAGAGUUCCAAGUCGAAGCAGGCAGAGGGCAAACCCGAUCCAACCUACGGCCAGCGAACCGCCUUCCCAGGCCUCGACGGAGACGAUCCAUCGCAGAUAAGCGAUGACGACCUGGAAUCCGAAGAGACCAGCGAUGCUCUCGCAUAUCUCAGAGCUGUCCGACAAGAAGCAAGCAGCGUCCCAAACGUCCUGGUUGCCCCCAAAGCCGGUCCGCAUGUUCCCGGCGACAUCGACCGAAGCAUCUACGACGACGGCGUCGGCGAUUCGCGAGGGUACUACCACGAUGGCGCGUACACCGCGGUGCCCGAUCCCGACCCAUCCGUUGCAUCCUCCUCCGAAGUACUCGAAGCAGGCGAGAUCCACCCUCUCAACCCAGCCGACCAGGUCGCCGCCCAAAACGCUGCCUUGCGCAAAUCCUACUUCGCCUCGCUCACCACCCAAUUUCUCGGCCUGCGCGCCCUGCUGCACCGCACCCCGCCCCCUUCCCUCGUCGCCGUCCUCCCGCGCGACCACGGCACCGAGGUGGGCUCCUUUGGCGCAAAGUCAUGGACAUUCCGCGUCUGGACGCGGCGCAUCCGCCACACGGACCCGCUACCGGUGCAAAUUGCCGCGCUGGACCGGCAGUGCGUGCUCAAGCUGCUGCGCGUAAUCCUCGGCGGCAAGUUCAUCCGCCGCGGGUACGAGCUGCGCGAGCGGACAAGCCGCUGGAUCUGGGCCUUGCUGGCGCGGCUGCCGGACCGCGGCGAGAUGGACUACGCCGAGGUUGGCUUAAUCAGGGAGCUGGGCAAGAGGGCCGUGUUGAUGAUGGUUAGUAUCGCACAGAUGGAGGCUUUGAAAGAGGAGGUGGAGGGUGAUCUGGAAGGCGCGCUUGAAGGUGAAGGGGAAGACGAGUUUGAGGGUGAGGUGGUAGUUGAUGAGGAAGACGAGAGUGGUGUUGCGUCACGGGAAGUCGGAAAUGACGAGGCGGGGGUGAUAGGGGUAAAUGCGGAACCUAGACCGGGCUCUGCUGCUGUUACUGUUGACGGUGACGGCGAGGACAUGGACGGGGAAAUGGACAUGGACAUUGACGACGGAGAGGUCACUGAUGACGAUACCCCUGCAGAUGGGGAUAACAAGGACAUCAAGGCCGACAUUGCAGCGGCAAAGGCCCGGCUGCUGGCGCGACUUGAGGAGAACCGGGACGCCCCGCAGGACGAAGAGCCGGAAGGCUCCGCGCAACCUGAUGCUGAUUACGUCCAGCGGGAUGAGAGCAGCGGAGGGGAAGCGGCAGCAUUCGACGAAACGAGAGCUCGGGUCAACAUGCGGGCGACCCUGAACAUGAUCCUGACGGUUGUCGGUGAGUUCUACGGGCAGAGGGACCUACUCGAGUUUCGGGACCCUUUUCCGGCGCUGUAA